GUAGAAGGCGCAGUAGAAGCAGUGUAAGUGUUCCCCAUAUGAAACUGUGACACGUUUAACACCCAAUUGAUAAAACAUGGAUAAAAAGAAACCUUUUUCCGUAACAGCAUCAUCGCUGGUGGACCUAAAAGCAGAAUUAUACAGAAAACAGGAGCAGUUUAAGCAAGAAAAACUCGCUCAAGUAAGUGGUGGAGCUGGAAGCAAAGUCAAAGAGAAAUUUACCACUAAGAAACCUUCUGUGUGGAGUAAACAAAAUGCAGGCGUUUCAACCAGAGCUCAGAAAGAUGCAGAGCAGUUGGCAGAGGAGCAGGACAACCUCAAUGCUGCAAGGCACAAAUUGGAACAAAAGGCAAAACUGUAUGAGCAAAUGUCAAAAGGAGAUUUACCUGAUGAGGAAACAGAGGGGCUGUUUCUGGUCGACUUCACUCAGAAGAUAAUUGAUAAAAAGAAGGAAACCCUCUCACAGCAGGAGAGACAGAGGGAGAUGGAAAGAGAGAGGGAGCGAGAGAGGAAAGAAGAGGAAGAGGAGGAGAGAGAAAGCAUGUUACCGAUCCCUGCUCCUGAAAACCCAGAUGAGGAAUGGGUGGACUAUGUGGAUUCUUUGGGACGAUCUCGAAGAUGCAUGAAAAAAGAUCUGCCUAAUUUCCAGAGAAUGGACCUGGAUUUGAAUACAGGAAAAGUUCCUGAUGAUCAGAAGACGCUGCUUUCAGAAGAUAUGCGGCGAGAGUUACAGAGAAAGGAGUGGGAGAGAGAGGAAGAGGAGGCAAUGAAGAGGCCAGUGGGACCAAUCCACUACGAGAACAUCAGAGCACAAGAGGCGAGGGAUUUGGGUGUGGGGUAUUUUGCCUUUUCUCACGAUGAAGAGGAGCGACGUAAACAGAGGGACACUUUGGACAUGCUCCGAGACCAGACAACAGAUCAGCGUAACAAACGUGAGCGUCUGAAGGAGAAGAGACAGGCACUGCUUCAGGCCCGACUUGCCAAAGUUCGACAGAGGAAGAAGAAGAAGGCCAAACUUGAUGGCACUGAAGAAGAAGAGGAGGCCAAGGAAGAGGAGAAAGAACCAGAGGAAGAGGAGGCAGAGGUGUUGGAGGAGGACGUCCCGGUGGUGAGCAUCGUGAAGAAGGUGGAGGUGGAGAUCCAGGAACGAAGAGAUACUAAACCUGGAGUCCCCCAUGUCCGAGAGUGGGACAGGGGCAAAGAGUUUAUGUUUGAUGAAUGGAAAGAUCGUCGCCGUAAAGAGCGAGAUUCCGAGUUUGCUCCUCCAUCUGCUUAUUUCAAAGAAGACACCAAGAAGCACAGAUCAGGAAAACCCCAAAAUAUGACAAGCCCUGGUCAAAAACGCUUUUCAAAUCAACAAAAGAUACAGAAGAGCCACCAGUAACCAAACCAGAGGCUCCUCUAUCUCCUCCAUCAAAUGAGCCAAAAGUACAGCAAGAUCUCCCCAAACAACCUCCAAAUGUUUGUGUACCACCACCAAGUUUUGCCCCCCCAAGGUUUGCCACAGGUCCUCCUCAAGGUUACACCACAUCUGAGCCACUUCCUCCUGGAGUGUCAGCUCCAGUUGACCCCUCUCCCAACUACCAGUAUCCACAGGCUCCAUUUUGUCUUCCUUUCCCUCCUCCAUUCCCCCCUCCUCCUUUUCUACGGCCAAAUAUGCCAUACCCACCUCCACCAGUAGGGCCAAUUUAUGCUCCAAAUUAUCAGCAGCAACAGCCACAGCCUCCUCAGCCUUCUCCCCCAGGUGAGCAAGAACAGGUGAAACCUGGGAACCCACAAAACAAAGAGUCUUCACAAAGUUUGGAUGACAUGCUUUCCUUCUAUAGAAAUGCAACCUGAAUGUUAAAGUCUUGUUUUUUUGUAGUAGUUGAAUGAGCCUAAAUACGUUUUCUGUUUAAUAUGCCAAUAAACUGAAUUGUCCAUUCAUCCAAUAAAUCUGAAAAAUUA
This is a messenger RNA of Boleophthalmus pectinirostris (great blue-spotted mudskipper), 1947 nucleotides long. It is a transcript of the gene ccdc174, whose product is annotated as coiled-coil domain containing 174. Gene Ontology annotation, cellular component: nucleus. The record is from RefSeq and is a predicted model, not a curated record. The transcript is spliced from 11 exons. NCBI's taxonomy places the organism in Eukaryota, Metazoa, Chordata, Actinopteri, Gobiiformes, Gobiidae. The coding region runs from base 77 to 1384 and encodes 435 amino acids.